This is a messenger RNA of Synchiropus splendidus (mandarinfish), 2714 nucleotides long. It is a transcript of the gene hpse2, whose product is annotated as heparanase 2. NCBI's taxonomy places the organism in Eukaryota, Metazoa, Chordata, Actinopteri, Syngnathiformes, Callionymidae. Gene Ontology annotation, cellular component: extracellular matrix; membrane. The transcript has 12 exons. Gene Ontology annotation, molecular function: hydrolase activity, acting on glycosyl bonds. The coding region runs from base 69 to 1826 and encodes 585 amino acids. The record is from RefSeq and is a predicted model, not a curated record.
UCGAUCUCGAGACCGAGGGGAGAACUUUCAACGGCUUGGAAGUCAGUGGCCGCGCGUAGCUCCAUCUGAUGCUGGAGAUGUCAAGUCUCCCCGCGCGCGUUUUCUCAUGGUCCGCCUGGCUGUGGUGGGCAUCUCUGGUGGCGCACUCGAUGGUCUCCACCUCCCGCUCCCCGUCACCCGUGCACCAGAGACCAGCAGCCGGUGUCAAGCGCCCGGGAUUUAUGGAGAGAACUCUGAUUCUGCUGGACGUCAACACCCGCAGUCCAAUCAGCGUUCUGAACGAGAACUUCCUCUCACUGCAGCUGGACCCUUCGAUCAUCAAGGACGGAUGGCUGGACUUUCUGAGCUCCAAGCGGCUCGUGACUCUGGCGCGCGGCCUGUCUCCUGGAUACCUGCGCUUUGGCGGCAAACGAAGCGACUUCCUUCACUUCAACAACCAGAAGACGCUGAAGUACAGAGGACCGGGACCAGAUUACUACCUGAAAAACUACGAAGACGAUAUUGUGAGGAGCGACAUUGCCUUGGAUAAGCAAAAUGGCUGCAAGCUCGCCAAUCACCCGGAUAUUAUGCUCGAGCUGCAGCGAGAAAAAGCUGCCACGACUCAGCUUGUUUUGCUAAAAGAGCAACUGUCCAAUAUCUAUAGCAACAUCACGAUAACAGCCAGGUCUUUAGACAAAUUGUACAACUUUGCCGACUGUGCUGGUCUUCACCUGAUCUUCGGCCUCAAUGGACUCCACAGAAACCCAGACUACUCCUGGAACACCUCGUCCACCCUGAGCUUGCUGAAGUAUAGUGCUGGCAAGAAGUACAAUAUCUCCUGGGAGCUUGGAAAUGAGCCGAAUGCCUAUCACAGCAUGGUUGGCCUGACAGUCAAUAGCACCCAGUUUGCACAAGACUACACCAGACUGAAGACACUGUUGCAAUCUGUACGAUUUUACAACAAAGCACACCUCUACGGGCCUAAUGCAGGUCGACCACGAAAGAACGCUUUACACUUGCUUGAUGGGUUUAUGAAAAGUGCUGGCUCCGUUGUUGAUGCAGUUACGUGGCAACAUUACUUCAUGGACGGCAGGGUCAGCAGAGUGGAGGACUUUCUCAAAACACGUCUGCUGGACACUCUGACAGAACAAAUCAAUAAAGUCACAAAGGUUGUGAACACACACUCUCCUGGUAAGAAGGUUUGGCUUGGUGGACUGGGUCCGGCAUGGACUGCAGGGAUCAAUAAUCUGUCCGAUACAUAUGCUGCCUGCUUUUUGUGGGCCAACACGCUUGGAGUGGCGGCCGUAAAGGGAGUUGACGUUGUCCUACGUCAUUCAUUCUUCGACUAUGGCUACACACAUUUUGUGGACCAGCAUUUUAACCCCUUGCCUGAGUACUGGCUGUCCCUUGUCUUCAAGCGUCUGGUCGGUCCAAGAGUUUUAGCCGUCCGAGUUGCUGGGUUACAAAGGAAGCCCCAGCCAGGACGGGUCAUCAGAGACAAACUACGCAUUUACGCCCACUGUACAAGCUAUAACAACCACAACUACAUUCGAGGAUCCAUAACCAUCUAUAUCAUCAAUCUGCAUCGGUCUCGGAAGAAAAUAAAGUUGGCAGGCACGUUACGAAACAAGACGGUCCAUCAGUACCUGUUGCAGCCCUACAGCAACGACGGCCUGAGAGCCAAGCAUGUACAGCUCAACGGAGAGAAGCUAGUCAUGCUGGACAAUCAGACAUUCCCCGAGCUGAAACCCAAAACUUUGAGGGCUGGCAGGACAAUAGCGAUGCCUCCACUGAGCAUUGGAUUUUAUGUCAUCAGAAACAUGAAUGCAUACGCCUGUCGGAGAUAACACUUGGCUUCUAGUCCUGAUGUGCAGGUCAUUCAAACCUGAAAAUGGUCAUCAUCUCACUGCCAGCCUUUUAAGUGCAGACUGUGUGUCUGUCUGUACUCUUUGUUUUUCAGCCUUUUUCUUUCAGGACAGAAAAAAGGGACCUCCCCCAUCGUGGAUGUUUGACUCGAUCGGUCCUCGUCCUAUGGAAAACAAGUCACUAUUCCUUAAAUCACUGUUUCUAAAGCGACGGCUGACUCACUAAACUGCACUGAUUUAUAAUCAGUUUGUGGAAGAGGCUUGUUUUGAAUAAUUUGCAUACAACUUUUUGUGCCAAUGGAAUCACAAACCUAACAGCAUGACUCACUAAAAGCUAUUUAAUGAUGCCAUGAUGUGAUUCUGUUAUGUUCAAAGCUAAAACUUGUCAAGUCAUUUUUCUCCACAAGCUACAGUGCGUGAAAUUGAACUGAGGCCUAUGUGUGUCGGACGGUAUUGUCGUUGGUUUUACUGACAAAGCUACUGAUGUUUUUCCAGUCAAGAGGCAUAUUUUCUGCCAAAAGCUUUUAAAGAACUUUAAGGAGAAAUUGCCAUCAUGCCUUUGAGCCUGUUGUUUUCUUAGUCUGCUGCAGGUUUGACAGCUCUGUCUCAUAAACCUGACAGUCACCACAUUCAAGAAUUUAAAAUUCCAGUUAGUUUCCAGUGUUCAUCAGCUAAAACCCUUGUCCUCUAUGCUGCUAGUUUUUGUGUGUGUGACAUCUGUUGUGUACAUAUUUGUUGCCAUUUCUGAGAAGAGUUUUUGUACAUUGAAUAAGAGAUGGAAUAAUGUGAUGCUACAUUACAUGUAAUAUUGUUUAAAAUAAUUACAGACAUGUCUAUAUAGAAAAUAAUUUUACAAAAUACACUUAGGGA